AUGGAUAGUGUGAUUCAGUUGCAAAGGCAGUUAGUUGACUACACAGCCCAACUGUUUAAUGAGGGAAUUUUGGAUGACCAGUUUAACCAACUUCAACAGCUUCAAGAUGAGAGCAACCCAGAUUUUGUUGUUGAAGUUGUGACUCUUUUCUUUGAAGACUCUGAAAGGCUUCUUAAUGAGCUGGCCAAAGCUCUAGAGCAGCAAAGUGUAGAUUACAGAAAAAUUGAUGCUCAUGUUCACCAGUUGAAGGGUAGCAGCUCCAGCAUUGGAGCUCAAAGAGUUCAGAAAGUCUGCAUUGCCUUCCGCAACUGCUGCGAGGACCGAAAUAUUGAAGGGUGCCAAAAAUGUCUGCAGCAAGUCAAGCAUGAGUAUUCCUUAGUGAAAACUAAGCUUGAAACUCUGUUCAAGGUAAGAGGAAAAAAAGGAAAAAACAAAAGUAAUUUGUUUAGAAUGAACACUGUUGCACAAGCAACUGAUUUCUGUUUAUAUGAUCGCAGCUUGAGCAGAAGGUUUUGGCAGCAGGAGGGUCAAUUCCUUGGCCAGUAUAAUAAGGUGAAAACCAUUGCAGAAGAUCACAGCCAGAGAAAGCAAAAUGGGAUUUUGGAUAUGUAG
Dovyalis caffra is the source of this 612-nucleotide messenger RNA. NCBI's taxonomy places the organism in Eukaryota, Viridiplantae, Streptophyta, Magnoliopsida, Malpighiales, Salicaceae. The record is from the annotation of a GenBank genome assembly.